AUGACUAUAUCUGAAUUUUAUAAUAAUUUAAUAAUAUCAUCUAUAUUUCCUUUUAAAACUAGCAAACAACCAACAAGAUCAAAAACUCAACGUCAUAGGUUUCUCGAUGGUCUCGCUUUAUUACUUAAUGGUUCAAAUAAAUGUACAUCAGUUUAUCCAUUGUUGAAAGAAAAAAAAAUAUUAAUAACAUGUAAUGAAUCAUUAAAAAAUGAUGAUAAAAUUUAUUUUGAUGAAUUUUUUGGUUUAAUAAGAGAAUAUUCACAGGCCUCGCAGCGUGUUUACUUUCCUGAUUUAUUCCUGAUUUUUUAAGACUGUCCUGAUUUUCCUGUUUUUGACCAAAAAUCCUGAUAUUGUCCUGAUUUUUCCUG
Messenger RNA from Rotaria sp. Silwood2, 368 nucleotides. NCBI's taxonomy places the organism in Eukaryota, Metazoa, Rotifera, Eurotatoria, Philodinida, Philodinidae. The record is from the annotation of a GenBank genome assembly.